GGUUCUGCCGGUCAGCUCCUCACAUCACAUCAUUCGUGCGACUGAAUUUCUAGGUCGGAAAGAUGAUAAACUCCAGGAACACAAAUACAUGCUUUCAUAUUUCACUUCGGAAAACUUUACAUACCUGCGUAAAGAGGUAAAUGGAUACAUGCGAACAUGGGCUUUUUUGGAUUAAUGAAUUUUGCGUUUCUUGUGCACUUGCCGGUUCUCUGCAUCUUGGAUACACAUGGGGUGAAAACCACAGAUCUCUUAGAUGGUUUAGGGUCUCCCAUCAGUGAAAGAAACUGGUUGAACAACUCAGGGCAGCUGUCUAAGAGCAAAGCUGGCAGAGAUGGACCACUGAGCAGGGGCAUUGCUCCGUUCUCUUUCUCCAAGUCUGUUUAUUCUUUUGAAGUAAAAGAAGAUACACAGCCAGGAACAAUUGUUGGCCUUCUUGAAGUAACACAUGGAGAACAGCACAGAAGCCUAGUGUUCUCCGUGCUGGAAGAUGAUGGAGAUGGCCUUUUCCUCCUCAAUCCACAUUCUGGAGAGUUCCUUUUGUCCCGCACGCUUGAUUUCGAGGCAGAGCGAUUCUAUGUUCUCACAGCAGCUGCUCAGCAUGGGGACAGACAUCCUCUCUGGGUUAGGGUGUAUUUUAAUGUGGUGGAUGUCAACGACAACCCACCUGUUUUCAACUUGGACGUCUACUCUGUCUUCCUGCCAGAAGAUGCCCCCGUAGGAGUAUGUUUCCUCACCCUGAUUGUCUCAGAUGCGGAUGAUGGCAUAAACGGAGACGUGGAUAUAGCAGUAAUAUCAGGAGACAACGAGGACAGGUUUUCAGUGAACCAACAGCGUGAUUUAUGUUUGAAAGGAGAGUUAGACAGAGAGAGGAUUAUAAUGUACAGCCUUUUAAUUCGGGCAAAAGACCGUUCUCUACCUGAAGACACACGUCUUACAGCCACUGUGCGUGUCUCUGUCCAUGUGGAAGAUGUUAAUGACAAUGCACCAGUCUUCAUAUCAGACAGCACUGUUACCUGUCCAGAGGAUUCCCUUCUUCAGUCUGUUGUUACAACAGUGCAUGCAGAAGAUGCAGAUUCCGGAUCCAAUGGAAAUAUUGUAUACAGUCUGGUGAAUUCAGGAGAGGGGGCAUUCAAGAUUAAUCACACAACUGGAGUCAUAUAUCUUCAGAAGCUUCUUGACAGGGAACGUGAAGAUAUCAUCACAGUCACACUGACAGCCAGAGACAAAGGUUUACCUCAGCUGGCCAGCAGCAUGAACCUCACUGUGAUGGUUGAAGAUGUAAAUGACCAUGAUCCAGUGUUCUCACAGACCUUCUACAGUGUGUUUAUAUAUGAAGACCAUCCUCGUGGCAUGACACUGUUGCAAGUUCAAGCACAUGACGACGACACUGGGUCAAAUGGAGAAGUGCAGUAUCAGAUCUCUGAGAGUGGCUUUGUGGUCGACUCAGUGCUUGGUAUUGUUACCAUAAUGGACCAAGUAGAUAGAGAACAGAAGUCUUUCUACUCUCUCACAGUCACAGCAGUGGACCAGGGGGAUGUUCAGAGGUCUGCCACAGCCACUAUUAAUAUCACAAUCCUGGAUAUAAACGACUGUGUUCCUGUGUUUUCUCAAGACCUGUUGACUGUGCACAUAUUAGAGAAUGGGGAAGACCCCACAGGGACAAUUCAUGAGGUAUCUGCAUUUGAUGAAGAUCUGGGAAUAAAUGCUCAUUUAACAUACUUUAAAGAGAACAGCAGUUCAGAGAGAUCGUUUUAUUUACAUCCAAAUGGAACACUGCAGAUCUUACAAAAUCUUGACAGAGAGGCACAAAGUCACCACAAAUUAAUUAUUAUCGCUGUUGACUCAGGUUUACCACCACUGACAGGAACUGGAACUCUGCUUGUUGUUGUUGAUGAUGUCAAUGACAAUAGGCCAGUUUUUGAUGCUGAUGAAUUCAGCACAUUUAUAGCAGAAGAUGCGCCAGCUGGAACUGUCUUUGCAAGAAUGUUUGCCUUGGAUAAAGAUGUUGGUGUGAAUGGAAAAGUAAGGUAUUUUGUAAAAGCAGCUGAUGUGCCAUUUUCCAUCAAUGAAAUGACUGGAGAGUUGUUCAGCAUGGGUGCCCUGGACAGAGAGACAACAGAAUCUUACAGUAUGAUAGUGAUUGCCUGUGAUGGGCACCCAGAACAUCCACUCUCAAGCUCAGCCACUGUACUUGUGAGGGUCGGGGACGUGAACGAUCACUCUCCCCGGUUUGUCAAUGGACCAUAUGUGGCCAAUGUUCCUAAUGAACUGGCCAAAGGAUCAAUAGUGAGUGCAGUGUCAGCCAAGGACCCAGAUGAGGGAAAGAAUGGACAAUUAAAAUUUUCAUUGCAUGGACAGUAUGUCCACCUCUUCACCAUCAGCCUUGACACAGGAACUGUGUACACUAGGGAGGCCCUUAGAAGAACAAGUGACAUCACAGUCAAUGUUCGUGUGCAAGAUGGGGGAGCCUUCCCCAAAACAGACACCACCACCUUGACAGUGCGAUUUCAGAAUGCUUCAAACUUCCCCAGUGUUACAAUGCAUGUACAUAAGUAUUCACUCUAUGAGGAUACACAGCCUGGGACUCUGGUCGCUGUAGCUUCAGCAGAGACAUACAGAACCAGACCUGUGUUUUUCUAUCUGGCAUCUGAAGACACUGGAGAAGUAUUUGAGCUGCAUCCAAGGACUGGUGACAUGAAUGUGAAAGGAUCUUUGGAUUUUGAGACCAACACAGAGUUCCAUAUUGUAGUUGAGGCUAGAGACUCAGGUCUCCCACCUUUUUCCACUUAUGUGGAAAUUUAUUUGAAUGUCAGUGAUGUGAAUGAUAACCCACCUGUAUUCACUCAAGAGGAGUAUAGGUGCGAGGUGUCUGAGAACAUUCCUGCAAGCUGGGUCUGUGACGUGUUAGCUACAGAUGCUGACUCUGCAUUAUACGGACAAGUACAAUAUAUCAUUUGGUCUGGGAACAUUGAUGGUACAUUUAGAAUUGACAAAACUCAUGGCACUCUUACAACAACAAAGAGCUUAGACAGAGAGGACAUACCAGAGUACAGGCUUACUAUUAAAGCCACAGAUACAGAUGACAGUGGCCAUACUUCCACCGCAGUGGUCAGUGUAAUUGUUUUGGACACAAAUGACCAUGCACCGCACUUCUCACAGAUUUUCUUCACAAAAAUUCCAGAGGAUGCACCUGUUGGCUUUUCGGUCCUUCAGAUUACUGCUUUGGAUGAAGACAUUGGUAAUAAUGCGAUCAUUUCAUAUAACAUUCUGCACCAAAAUGAGUCGAUUCCUUUUAAUAUUGAUAAAAAUAGUGGAUAUAUAAUAUUGAUGGGUGCAUUGGAUAGAGAGCAGCAAGAACAUUAUAUUAUCAGGGUAAAUGCUAAUGAUUCAUCUUGGAGCAUCAGCACAGAUGUCACCAUAGACAUUACAGAUAUCAAUGACAACAGACCAGUUUUUUCUCAGACAACAUACUCUGUGAUCAGCCCGGAGACAAAAGUUCAGGAAAUUUUCCUCUUACAAGUUCAAGCCAUGGACAGGGAUCUUGGACAAAAUGCACAAAUCCUCUACUUCAUAGACCCAUCAAGUGAGAAGUUCAUUGUAAAUGCAUCAACUGGAGACAUUUCAACAAAACAGCCAAUCACUCUCUAUGAGUCUGAAACUCAGAUCUUUAAUAUCACUGUUGUAGCAGUUGACUGUGGCACUCCCCCUUUCAACAGCUCAGUCAAUGUCAUAGUGAUGUUUGUUCGGUACAAUCAUUUUCCACCCACUUUUUUACCCUUCAGGACUCUUUUGUCAGUCCCUUUUACCUUGCCUGUAGGAACAGAGCUUCUCACAUUAACAGCAGUAGAUGAAGAUUUUCCAGCAAAGACUAACAAUGUUGAAUACUUCAUCAGUGGAGGAAAUGCAUCACGUUACUUUGGGAUAGAACCCCACAGUGGGAGGGUGUGGUUAAACAGAACUUUGAGGCAAAGUUUCAACAGUAGCUUAAGUCUUAUAGUUACAGCAAAAGACAAAGGCUUACCUCCUCUUUCAUCCCAGACUGACAUUUAUUUUGAAGUAACACUGGAAAAUUUAUUUACCCCACAUUUUUCAGAAAAUCAUGUUACAUUCUCAGUCCCUGAAGAUCUACCGCUGGGCUCAGUCAUUGGGAAAGUUCAAGCCAGAGAUGAAGACGAUGGUGUAAAUGGAUUAGUUUCAUACUCUUUUGAAAAUGGAAAUGGGAAUGGAUUGUUUUCCAUAGGGCUUUUGUCAGGAUUAAUCAAGAUAGUCAAUCCCCUUGACUUCGAGAAGGUUGCAAAUGAUCAAUUUCUUAUCAUUGCUAAGGAUGGAGGUUGGUAUUCUAAAACUGGGAAAAUCAUAGUCACAAUAAACAUUACAGAUGUCAAUGAUAACCCACCAGUCUUUACAUCCACUGAAUACCUGGGCUUUAUUUUUGAAAACUCUGUGAUUGGAUCAACAGUAAUUCAGAUAAGAGCCACUGAUGAGGACUCUGGAAGUCAUGCUCAGAUAACAUAUCAGCUACUGUCUGGACAUACAGAGUCCUUCUCUUUGGAUUCCAGAAAUGGCACCAUUACCACUCUGGAAAUAUUUGAUUUUGAGCAACAGCAGAGUUUUGAAUUUACUGUCAAGGCCUCUAAUCCAGAUAAUCAGUAUUUAUAUGACAUAGCACAUGUUCACAUUCAAGUUACAGAUGUCAACGAAUACAUACCUUCUUUUCAGAGACAUCUUUAUAACUUUUCUGUGCUUGAGACUGUACCUCUACAAACUGAGAUUGGACAGGUUGUGGCUAUAGACCAUGAUCUUGGGUGUAAUGGCCAGAUUCUUUACUUAAUUUUUGGUCAAGGUAAAAAGGCAGGCUUUGUAGUUGAUGAAAGCAGUGGGAAAAUAUAUACUUCCAAGGAUUUGAAAAAUCAGGGGCAGAAUCAUGCAGUGCUCCACAUUCUUGCCACAAACAGAGGAAGCAUUACUGGCUUCAAUGCUGAUGAAGCUCUUGUUCACAUACAUGUAAUCGAUAAAAAUGAUCCUCCAGAAUUUGGAUCUGUUUUCUACACAGCAGCUGUACGCGAAGAUACCUCAGUUGGGACCUCUGUAUUCAAAGUGAGUGCUUUGGACCAGGAUGUAGUAUUAAAAUGGAGCAGGUUCUCCUAUGACAUUGAAGGUGGAAAUGAAAAUGAGUCAUUCACUAUUGAUCCUAUCAGUGGGACUAUUAGAGUAAACCAUCAGCUGGACAGAGAGCUAUGGUCUCUUUAUAACCUCACAGUCACUGCCACUGAUGAAGGCUCUCCUCCUGUAACAGGCAGUACCAUUAUAGCUAUUACCAUCAUUGACAUAAAUGAUAAUGCCCCUAAGCUUACAUCCACAGAGGGCUAUGUUAGGGAAAACCAGCCUCAUGGCACAUUAGUGGCCACACUGACAGCCACAGAUGAUGAUCUCCCUCCAAACCAAGGCCCAUUCACCUACUGGCUAAUGAGGCCUGCCACGGGAAACAGUUUUACCCUCACAUCUGAUGGGGUUCUCUUCACUUCAAGACCACUUGAUCGUGAACGCAACCCUCUUUUCUAUGUACAUAUGGUAAUCCAAGAUGCUGGUGAGCCUCCCUUGUCCUCCACAACUGUGUUUCAUGUUAAAGUUUUAGAUGAAAAUGACAAUCCACCAGUACAAAGAAACAUCAAUAUUUUGGUCAAGUAUUAUGGCAAUUCCUUCAAUGGAGGGCUGAUUGGUAAUGUGAGACCAGACGAUCUGGAUGAAUCGAAUGUGUUCAAUUGCAGUCUCAUAAGCGGAUCUGUGAGAAUGUUUAGUUUUUCCUUUGGUAUGUGUGACCUGUGGUCCUAUCCAUUUCAAGGCGAGGCAACAUACAAUAUCACUGUAGAAACAAGUGACCAAUUCCAUCCACCAGUAAACAACAGCAUCUAUGUGAAUUACAAAGGCUUCACUAAUUUGUCAUUGGACAACUGUGUCUUGUUCUAUGUGCCUGUGUCAACUCCUGAGGACUUUUUGUCAUUGAAGUAUCUGAAGUUUGUCAAAGCACUUGAUAUCCUCUUUAAUCUACAAGCAUCUAAAACUCACGUAUUUGGAAUGAGGUUACAAGGAGAUGAAAUGCUUCUUCUAGCAGCAGUGAAAAGUUACAAUGGACUAUACCUGACUGGAGAAAUGGCGAGUGUCAUCUCGAGCAUGCAUAAGAAAUUACUUGAAGCACAGAGCAAUGUUAGCAUCUCUCACAUCACCAGUGACCCUUGCUCACUCAAACCCUGCAAAAAUGGUGCUACUUGCAGCAAAAACAUCCACAUCAAUCAGGAUGUCACUGUGUUGGAGAGCUCGCGUCUUAUAUUCGUCUCCCCGCAUUAUGCUGAAGUGUAUAACUGUACCUGCCUGAUCGGAUUCACUGGAACUAAGUGUGAGUCUGACAUAGAUGAAUGUACAGAGAACCCUUGUGAAAAUGGGGGAACCUGCUAUAACAGCCCUGGAGGAUUUUUCUGCCAUUGUACGGAGGGUUUCUCAGGGCUUCGUUGCUCCACUGUUGAUAACGAGUGUCAGACAGUAGUGUGUUCCAAUGGUGGGACAUGCUGGAACAUUCAAGGAGGAUUCUUCUGUGACUGCAGACCUGGUUAUGAAGGAAGAUUUUGUGACUUCAUCAUAGAUCAUUGUGCGUCAUCUCCUUGUCAUGUAGGCAACUGCUCAAACUUCUUAACUGGAUACACUUGUCAUUGUCCAUUUGGUGUUACAGGAGUUAACUGUGAAGAGCAUAGCUAUGGCUUUGAGGAGUUGUCCUAUAUGGAGUUUCCCCCUUUAGAUGCAAGAUACAACUUAAUCUCUCUGGAGUUUGCAACUGUGAUGCAGAAUUCUUUGCUUUUAUACAACCCGGGAGACCCAUCAACUUCAGAGUUCCUUGCACUUGAGAUUGUGGAUGGAAGACUUCGCCUCUCCUAUGACCUUGGGUCAGGGGUAACAAGGCUUGAGACAGGAAAACCAGUGGCUGAUGGGAGCUUUCAUAAUAUUACCAUUAGGAGAACUGGAAAUAUUGCUGCUCUAGAGGUAGACAGCUGCUCAGCUGAUGAGACCAAAAACUUUUGUUUGGCACACAAUGAAGGCAUAGGAAGCCAGAGGACUCUGGAUGUUAGGACUAAUAACCUUACACUGGGAGGCGUGAAGUCUAUGGAUGUAGUUUUACUGAGGCCAUCUCAAGUCAUGACUCAUGACUUUGUUGGAUGUGUGAGAAAUAUGAAAGUAAACGAUGUCCAGCUUGAUGCUUCAAAAGCCCUGGCAUCUAGCAAUAUACUUGACAGAUGUCCACGGGCAGAUGCUGCUCCUUGUAGAACCAAUAAAUGUCUGAAUGGAGGGAUUUGCCAAGAUCUCUGGUCCUAUCACUAUUGCCAAUGUGCCAAGAAUUUCACAGGAACCAAAUGUGCUAGUUAUAUCGCUGAGGAUCAUGCAUUAUUUCUUAGUGAAGGGGCCUAUGUUGAGUUUUUUGUCAAGGAAAGCUAUAUCAGAAACCAGCUGCUUCAGUUCUUUCUGGAUGGAAAAAAUGGAGUCAUUCAAGGGUUUGUCAGUUUUGAAGUCAAAUUCAGGACAAUAAAAAAAACCUGUGUUUUCAUUUUUUGUUGGGGCAGGACACUACAACUAAAACUUAAGAUAUCUGAUGGGCAACCUCGCUAUGUGUUCAUGAAUGUCACAUCUGGGCAGCAGUGGGAACUUGCUGUGGAUAAAAGCGUGUCAGACGGUCGGUGGCAUAUCCUCCUUCUGCGCAGACACAGACAAGGUGCCAGUGUGCUUCUGGAUGAGCUCCCCGUUGUGAACAUCACUCACGGCAUCAUCAGCCAGGCUGUCUUCACAAUAGAGAUGAUCACAUUGGGAUCAGCGCCAUCUGGGGACCCAAGCGACUUCAGUUCAGGAUUUGUAGGGUGUGUGGAGCACAUCAAACUUAAUGGACAUGUCUUACCAUUCAGUGGACACAGUGAGAUGGUGGACGCGAAGCCCAGUGCUUCUCUUUUCAAAAAUGAAUGUCAGACUGCAGACCACUGUGUCCUAACCCCUUGCGUUAAGGAAACCUGCCUUGCUCCAUCUUGUAUAGGUGGCGGUGACUGUAUUUUGACACCUUCUGAAGACAGCUGGUGCAUUUGUGUCAAUAACGUCUCUGCUGCAUCGUGUGGAGAAUGCUCGCCUGCCACUGAGCACCGAGAUGCUUGUGUUCAAACUUCAAAAAGUUCGCCCCUGUGGAUCGUUGCUCUUGUACUUCCUGUAACCUUCAUCGUGCUAAUCUUGAUUCUUUGCUUUGUCCUGAAGAGACAAGGGAAACACGGAAGCCACGCCUGCCGUACACCACCCACCAAACAGCUUGGCACGGACAAUGUGGUUUUCAGUCUGGACCAUGGUGACCGUAGUCAUCAGGACAUUAGCAGUGAGAGCAGCAAGCAGCCAGAUCUGAUAGUGGCAGGGGAACUGUUGCGGAGAGUUGAGAAUUAUAAUCAUAGCCAUCGAACAGGGUUUAGAAGAAGCGAGCUGGAGUACUAUGAGAUUGAUAGUACAUACACAACCUGCUGCUCUAACAUAGAGCUCCUGCAAAAAGACAUAGAUGGUCAUUGCAAUAACUCUAAUAAUUUACCAUCAUGGGGGAAAGGAAAAGCUUCACAAAAGGUGAACACUACUGGCCUUGAAUCCUCUGAUGUAAGACAUUAUAAAUCUCAUCUUAAGAGAAGUGUUGGUUGUAAUGUGGACCGUCGGUGCAGGGACCAUCGACUCCAUCUCCUCUACAAGAAAAAACUUCCUGAGCUAGCCGAGGACCCUCGUUUUCUCUCGGAAGAUGAGGUUAAGAGGCUGAGCAGCCUGCUAGAUCAGGCCUCCUGUCCUUCCCAGGCAUGCACUGGACUGCCCACUAAUUUACCCAGAGCCUUCAGCUCUGCCAGGAUGGCGGAGAACUCAUCAGAGAGUCACAGCUCUUUCACAUGCUCUGAGUAUGAGUGCGAGAAUGAACUCCACUUGAUCAGUGCACAGGACAACAGGCGUGGCCCUGAGACUGAAGACUGGUCCAGAGGACAGCUCGUACUGGCCAUCCCAUCACCUUUUAGAGACAUCGAGACCCCUUCAAAUACAACAUCCCCUGGAUCUAUCCAGCAGAGGAGGGGCCUCCUUAAUUUAGGGGUCGGCUUUAAUACCUACUCAGAUGUUUUUGAGGACAUAGCAAACCUACCUGUCAUUCCAGAUUGUGACUGCGACACUCACAGUGAUGAAGAACAGAUUAUUUGAAAAUGUAUUUAGUACAAUUAUGUGGUUAUAUCAGAUUAUGAAGAUUUGCAUGCAUAGAGUUUCUAAUAAAGGUUAAAUAAACAUUUUACACUCUCUAGUUUGGAGUUAAAGGAAGAUUACAUGAGAGACUUUAAAAGGUUAAUUGUGUUUGUCAAGGUUGUGUCAACAUUUUCCACUAAAUUCUCAUCAUGGCAGUUUUGGUCCGUUGGAGAAAUCUGAGCAGAUCAGAUAUUUUGAUGUUCAUUGCUGGUGGUCUAGUGCUAUCUGCUGGCAGUGCUCUGAAAGUACAUUUGGCGUCGAAAGAAUUGUCACAGGAUUCAUCAAAAGUUAUGCAUUCUGCAAAACUAUAGUUGUAUAUAUGCUGAAUGAUUUGACUUAUUUGCCAUAAGCAUGUGAGCUUUUCAGAUAAUGACCCAUUUUUAUAAAGUCAUUAUAGUACAAGUUAAUUUUAAUCUAUAAUCUUUAAAAUAUGUUUUCAGUGUCUAGAAGAGAAUCUCCUGUUCAUGACUUAUUUCCUUUACAUUUUAAUAACUUUAGAACCAAAAAUAUGCCUAGGUGCUAUAUAGGCAUAGAGUUUUUAGAAAAUAAAUCGUUAAGAAUUUCCUGUAAAUAAAAUCUCUAUAUGACCUAUUUUGGAGUUAAAAUUAUGAGAGACUUAAAAGGUGAAUAGUAUUGGUCAGAUUGUGUGAAAAUUUUCCUCAGGAUUCUCAUUAUGCAAGUUUUUGUCAUUUGGAGAAGUCUGAGCAGGUCAAAGAUAUUUUGAUGCUCAUUGCUGGUGGUGUAGUGCCAUCUGCUGGCAGUGCUCUAAAAAUAUAUGUGCCUUUGGAGGAUGUUGAAAUGCUGUUGUUUUAUUUUUAUUUUUAAUCUUUUACAAAUUGUACUAUUUUUUAAAAAUAGUUUGAACUGUCAAGGUAAUAUUGUACAGGAAGUAGCUGCUUGAUACUCAGCCUUAAUUUUUAUAUGGUGUAAUUAUGUAAAAUGACCCUUACAAUGUACAAAAAAAAACAACAACAAAAAAACAUGCAGAGAAAAAAAAAAUCUAACAAUGUUAAAUGCUUCAUUCCCUCUACUGCUUCCCUGUAAUGGUUCAGAUUUAAAACACUGCUCACUUAUAAAGCCAUAACUGGACCAGCUGCCACAUACCUAAAAGUACUAAUGAAUAGUUCUGCUCCACUCUGCCUUUGAGUCUCUAGUAGUGCAGCCAUCAUCCCUCAAAACUCAAAGAAGAUGUACAUCAUGAGUCUUCUCUAUCUUGGCCACCAGGUGGUGGAAUUAACUUUUACUGGCUUUCCAUACAGCUGAGUUACAGGCUGUGUUUAAAUGAAGGCUGAAGAUGUAUCUGUUCACUGAGUCACUAAGCUUUUACAAACACCCCUUUACUGUCUUCCACUUUAGCCAGGGCGUUAAUCUGUUAGUAUUCUUAACAUUGACCUAUCUAUUCUCAAAGGAGGAAAUAUAUUUAACAGCAACUACAAAGCACUUCUGUAAGUUGAUCUGGACAAGGGCAUCGACUGACUGCUGUACGCGUAUCAAUUAUCUUCAAAAGAUGAAUCUAAAAGUUGUAAACAUUACAAAAAUGUAAAUGUAUAUAUAUGGUGAAAGGUUUGUUUUGCUUGCCAGAAAGAUGUGACAUUUUCAGAUCAUGACCCACUGGCCAAUGGCCCAAGUUAAUUCUAAUGUUAUUUGAAUGUAAUAAUUAUAAAUAUAGUUAAUUGAUAGUGUUUAAAAAUGUGUUGUCUAAAAAAUGAUUUGUUCAGGACACAUUUGAUAUAAGUUUUAAUA
Molecule: messenger RNA, 11022 nt
Organism: Electrophorus electricus (electric eel)
Lineage: Eukaryota; Metazoa; Chordata; Actinopteri; Gymnotiformes; Gymnotidae
Product: protocadherin Fat 4
Biological process (GO): cell migration; multicellular organism development; homophilic cell-cell adhesion
Cellular component (GO): plasma membrane; catenin complex; cell-cell junction
Molecular function (GO): calcium ion binding; beta-catenin binding; cadherin binding
Source: RefSeq, a predicted model, not a curated record